Messenger RNA from Lindgomyces ingoldianus, 183 nucleotides. RefSeq lists its product as uncharacterized. Lineage: Eukaryota; Fungi; Ascomycota; Dothideomycetes; Pleosporales; Lindgomycetaceae. The record is from RefSeq and is a predicted model, not a curated record. The transcript has 3 exons. The coding region runs from base 1 to 183 and encodes 60 amino acids.
AUGCAUGGUGGUUUGUGCGUCCUCAAUACGCUAUCCUCAUUAAGGAAUAGCGUCAUGCCAGGUGGGAAUCGUGGCUUAUCUCAGCUAGCUCAGCCGAUUGGGGAGAGAAGAGGCGAAGCCCCGACAGAGGCAGAGCCCCUGAUACCCUUGCUAUGGCGCUCACGCUAUCUUUCUAGCCAAUAA